Messenger RNA from Eleginops maclovinus (Patagonian blennie), 5849 nucleotides. It is a transcript of the gene lrrc38b, whose product is annotated as leucine rich repeat containing 38b. The record is from RefSeq and is a predicted model, not a curated record. Gene Ontology annotation, molecular function: potassium channel activator activity; transmembrane transporter binding; voltage-gated potassium channel activity. Lineage: Eukaryota; Metazoa; Chordata; Actinopteri; Perciformes; Eleginopidae. Gene Ontology annotation, cellular component: voltage-gated potassium channel complex. The coding region runs from base 887 to 1762 and encodes 291 amino acids. The transcript is spliced from 2 exons.
UUGGAUUGGCAUGGCUGUGUGCUGCUCAGCUCUGCGCUCUACAUCCAUGCAGCUCCUGCCUGGAAGUCUGGAUUCUCUCCGCAGAGAAACACAGCCCUGACUCGGUGCCGGACGGAGUAACAUUGAGCUGUGUUUUCAUAGCAUGUUGCCGGGCAUUUGGCAGCUAGAGAGGGAAUAAUAAGGAGGGAUAACCUUACCACACUUGAGCGAUGUUCUGUGAGCUUCUCUCUGUCUCGUUUCAGACCGUCAGGCUUUACUACACAGAGACCUGGGACUAAUGGAGGGAUGCCAUGAUGUUACUCUCCGCUUGUCAUGCUUGAAUCACAGCUUCAUAUAUCCUUUUGUGUCAGAUACCUUAUUGUCUUUGUCUGUCACUGCUGCCAGAUCCACUGUGGGGUAGCGUGGUGGAAAGAUCCCCCUCCUCAACCCCCCUGUCCCUUGUCUGUGCCCCCGGCUUCUCAUCACUCCCAGCUCGCUCGUGUCUAUUUACCUCUCUUAAGCUACCCUCCCCUCUCUGUUAAGCUCCGUCUUUGGUGCUCUCCCGCUCCUCUCUGCUUACUAUCUCCUUCGCUUUGCUCCUUCAAAGCAGGCAGUCUGUUAUUCUAUCCCGGCAGGUUGCUACAUGAUCUCCUGGAAAACAGUUUUUGCCGCUUCUUUGCCUCCUCUCGAUUCCUGAGCCCUUGCAGAAUUCCAUCUCAACACCGGCAGGAUGUUCCUUCGCGAGGAUUGAUCCCCAUCCACCCCCUUUCACUUUCCCCUUCCCCUCCCUCGUCCUGAUCUCCUGCCCUCUGACCCUCACCCUCGUGUUCUCUAACCCCACCCUCCCUGUCCUACUCGCCCUUACCCCGAGCCUCUUUCCCCCGUAACUCAUUUCACCCCCUUGACCAUGUUGCCAUGUGUCUGCUGGCUCCAACUUAUCCUCAUCUUGAUGUCCUCUGCCUUAUGGACCCGGGGGGAGAACUGCCCAGUAGCCUGCCUGUGCCCGGACCCUCACACUGUGGACUGCAGUGGCCGUGGGCUGACCCGUCUACCCAAUGAGAUCCCCUUGGAUGUGCGCAGGCUGCUGCUGGCUGACAACUGGAUACCCCGCAUCCCCUCGGACUUCCUGGUUCUGUACAGUGACUUGGUCUACCUGGACCUCCGGAACAAUUCCCUCUCCCACAUCGAACCGGGGACCCUCAGCACCUCCUCCAGGCUGGUCUUCCUGGACCUGGGCAGCAACAACCUGACUGAAAUCCCAACAGGAACUUUUGGGGAGUCUCGGAGCUUGAUUAAACUGAGGCUGGGCAACAACCCGUAUCUGAGCAUGGUGAGUGAGGAUGCUUUCUCUGGGCUCACCUCUCUGAGGGAACUGGAACUGGAGCGUAAUGCACUGUCUACGCUCCAGGUAGGGGCGCUGAGUCAGUUGCCCUCCCUGCGGGCAGUGAGGCUCGAGGGCAACCCCUGGCUGUGCAACUGCAACUUUGCCAACCUGUUCACGUGGCUGAUGGAGAACAGCCACAAGCUUCCAAACGGGGUGGAAGGUAUGGAGUGCUCCCUCCCCAUGGACGGCAGACGUGUUUCCCUGACCCAGCUCUCCAAGGACAGCUUCCGUGAGUGCCAGGCCACACUGACUCUCACCGACCUGCUCAUCAUCAUAUUCUCUGGCAUCUCUGUGUCUGUGGUGGCCAUCAUGACAAGCUUCUUUCUGGCUUCAACUGUUCAUUGCUUCCAGCGCUGGAGUAAAGGCACCAAGGGGGAUGAGGAGGAGAGUGAGGAGUGAUAAGGGUUUGACUUUAAGGGCCUGCAUGGUCAUGGUACUUUAAGCAAAAAGAGGACACCUCAGACAGUGCGUGCUACAUGUGACAAGUUUAAUGCUGCCUCCUGUCUGGUAAACACCAAGGACUGUUUACCGGUAGGAUCUUGCCCUGAUGCAGUUGGUUUCUUCGCACAUGAAAUAUGGUAUCAAAAGACAUUCUCAAGGAAUGAGCCAAAGUCCCAAUAAAAAAAGAGCGAGCGCCUUGCUGCACUUGCAAAAUGAUAUAAUAGAGAUCGUAUUUUUGGCUGUGAGACCCUGUGGUCAUAUUUUAUGGCUAUUGGCUCUUGGCUCAAUGUGGUAGAAAGUACAUAAAUAUAGUAAAGUUAACACCAUUAUGAUAAAAGAGUGAAAGAUUUAAGAAAAAAGACGUGUUGCUGCAGUGCUGUCACGUUAGUAUUAGACAAUGCGAUAACUUGUCCACAUGUAUUCAUAUUACAUUUAAAGUGACACCAAGUUUUGGGUAACCACUCAGAUGAUUUUCAUGGGACUUUCUCUGUGUGGGGCAGAAUACCUGAUCCCAUAAAACAAAGGAUGUCAUACCGACCAAGGACCUCAGUAAUUACCUGCCUAUAAUAUGAUAUGCCGGCAUAUCCUGCCAUUUACAAUGUCUGUCUUUGACAGCCUAACUCACAUUGAAAAGUGGUUCACAAGCCACUUUGUUGGGCAGAUACUGUUGUUUCUUCUGCAUGUAAAAUAAGAUGGUGGCAGGGGUGUCAGUCAAAAGGUAAAGGAUUUGGAUCAUGGCGAGAUGUUAUUGUAGGUAGCCGAUGUGCUGUAGGCAGGAAGUGUUUCCAGUUGGUCACAAUCUUUCUGCAAAGUAUUCAUUAUAUAACCACAAACUGACGUACAAAAGAAAACAACUUAAGCUAUACAUCCUAGAUUGAUAACUGUGUAGAAAGAUAACAGUGUAAUCUUGAAAAUUAUGGCAAAUAUUUUAAAAUAGAAUCUACGUAGAACUAUUGUGUCAAUUAACGCACUUUAUUUGGUGAACCUAAUAUUGGCAAGCCCCUAAUUAAACUAUGUAGACUGGUUUUGUCUCCAUCUGCCAAAGAGUAGGUUUAGGUUAAAGAGAGAUUGCAUUAAGAGGACGCUGUUGCAGAUGAUGUGUUAUUUCGUGAGGUAGGAAUAGCUCUUUAACAGAAGGCAGCACUAUAGCCAAAAGACUUUGUAUACACAUAUUGUACUCAAACAGUUAUGGUCUCCAAAGAUUAGCAAAUAGCCAUCUGUCUUACUUGGAUUCACACAUAGGCUAGCAGUCUUUAACUCCUAUUAUAAAAAUCACUUCUGAACAAAUGGUUAUUUACUUUUAAAUGGUGGCGGGUGAUAGGUUUGUCUCUUCAGGAAAAAAUAGACCAUUUUUUUUUUCAAUUUUGUUUUGAAAUAUUCUGAAUGAAUAUAUCAUAUGCUAUCAGUAAGCAUUUGUUCUUAUCGAGAUAUAUUGCAGUAAGCUAAUGAGUUGAUUUCCUGGAAAAGUACCUUACUUUAUCAGCAUAUGGAUUCAUAAGAAUGACAGUACAGUACAAUCUAAAUUAAAUAAAGCAGCACCCUGAAUAUUAUGGGCUUCUGUUUGUUUUUACGUUCUGUAUGUUUAAAUCCUCUUCCAUUAGGAAUGAUAAAAGUUGGAGUAUUUUUUCCCCCUAAAGCUAAGGUGUGUUUCAUCGCUUCUCACAUUCUUGUAAGGCAUGAAUAAUUCAGAGAAAUUGAGACAUGAACCAGAAAGAAUGUCAAGCUUCUUAAUACGAACAAGGAGAUGAUGGAAAAAAGAGCUGUGAGCAAAAAGAGUUGUCAUUUCUGUGUGCUUAACAAAGGAUAAAAGAAAUUCCAAAUGUCUGUAUCCCUUAAGAACAAGCCAUGUGCAGCAUUGUGAAGCACGUUAAGCAGAAAUAACAAAAAAGAAAAAUGGCCUUAUUUAUUUUUGGUAUUUUUCAUUCUUAUCAGUAAUAAUGUAAGCACAACUGUUUCACAGGAAAUAAUGUUAUUCUAGUAUACCCUUUUAAAGGAGGUGUUGCAUCACAUAUUGGUACCAUCCUGUAUUGUCUUCAUUAAUGUGUAUUGUCCCACAUUGAGUUGAAAAUACUUCAUCUCUAGUGUAAGAUUUGUAUUGUAUGGAUGUCCUGUUUAAGCCAACAUUCAAAUGGUUACUGAUUAAAAUUGUAAACAAAUACAUUUGUAUUCAAUGACAAACAUUAAAGGCACAUGAUGCAAAUUAAUAUUAAUUUAAAACAGCUUAUUGACCUUAUCUGAACCCUUUCCCUGAACAGCAUCUUGUAAGGAUUCACAUUUGCUGUUAUCUAUUCUUAUGUAAUGUAGCAUGUCCUGCUAGCUAGCUUACUGCCUAAGGCUAAAAUUAACCAUUUGAUACUUUAAAAGACAAUGGGCACGUUUUAAGCUUCAGCUACUUCAUUGUUUGAUGGGGUUACAGGUUACAUUGUUGAAAUAGUUGUUUAGAACUGAUACUUCAAAGGUUUGGAGCCAAUGAUGUUAAUAUACACGACUAGUAACAAAGGCUGCUCAGUCCUGCCAUUUGUUUGUAUGGGGGAAUUGGCCACUCCAGCAACUCCAGACUAACUAGCAUUAGAUAUUAUGACAUUUGUCAAACUCAACAAUUCCCCUCAAAUCCCUUUUAUUGUAAAAGUGAAGCAGAGGCGAUUGUUGGAAAAUGCUAACAAUAAAGGAAUAGCAUAAAUCGAACCCUUGCAUUGUUUGCAUUGCCUGUCUAGUUAGAAUCAACUUUGUGGUUCUGUAAGAAUGAAAAACAUUGUAAUUAUAUUUUAAUUUUUGAUAAAGUACACCCGCUAGGGGGCAAUUCCUACCUAAGUAAUACAUAAGCAAUGCUUCUCGAUUGUACACACGUCUUGUACACGUCAACAACUGGUUAGCAUUCUAACAAUGGGACAUGCAUCUUUAUCGUCAGUAUUGUAGCAUGACAUCAAGCAAGUAGCCACUAAGUAAACAUUUUAGAUCUUUGUAAAUGGUUCUGUUUUCAGAUAGGAACAACCAGAACCAGGUUCCAGGGUUCUUAGCUAGAAAUGGGAAGCCUGCUUCUGUGUAAUUCUCCGUGCAAAUCUCUACAAAUUCCAUGGUUAAAAUGUGCAGGGUGAGAAUGGGAAGCUUGUCAACCUGUAACAAGAAUAUAGGAGUGCAAGCCUAUUGAAUAAUAGGCUUGCAGGAGUGCAAGCCUAUUGAAUAAUAGGCUUGCACUCCUAUAACACCACAAAUACUGUCUUGAAUAGGAUGCAAAUUAUAAGUGUGAGGUCCGCCAUUCUUUUUUCUUAUGAUGGUUUGUCAAUGUUAGUGAACAACACUUAUUUUUCAUAGACAUAUAUAGCAAAUUUCACAUACAUACUGUAUAGAGAGAAAGAUGCUAUUGAAAGGACAUUUAUAAUCUCAUCUCCUAACAAAAAGUAUAAAACCAUUUUGAUUUUGUUGGCAUGAGAGGAGGCAGGUUCUCAUGGAUCAAUAGUUUGAGUGGUUUCAAAAACAACUUCUGAUAUCUGAAGGUGCAGACUUUAGUCAAAUAAUCCGAGGAGAGUUUUUAUACAUAUCAUUAUCAUUUCCAACUACUGUGUAGUUACUGUUUAUUAACAAGUUAUUAUGUUAGCUUGAAGCAUAUGUAAGCAUGUCUUCUUUCUACUUUUAUUAAGUAAGAAAUAACAGCGCAUUAGAGCAUGCACUAUUGAGUUUCCAACAUUAUAGCAUUCAGAUGUAUGUCUAUUUUUCUAUUAAACCUUUCAGAAUUAAGUAUUUAUUUACUCCGUCAGUCCCUGAAGUCAUGUUCUGGCAUUGUGCACCUGGUAAGCAGAGUCAGAGAGAGUAGCUGCUUUCAUACAAUUUGUCUUGACAUUGCUCAGAAUACCAAAAUCUAUGUUUUGUCAUAUAAAUGUCAGACGGGCUCAAAUCUAAAUGAAGUGACAGCGAAGAGUGUGAUGUUGUUGCUGCAGCUGAAUGCAUUUCCAAAUGUCAAACAGACCGUAUGUGUAGCUGUAUAUUGAUGUUUGGUAAAAAAGAAAAAAAGGAAAGAAAAAAAAACAAUAAAAUCUUCUUUUCUGUC